ACUUGACUCCAGCACGGUGACUUAAUAGAGCUCGGCUCUGCCAUGAAGUCCGUUGCUCUGUUCCUCUUGGGCAUCAUCUUCCUGGAUCAGUGUGGAGUUCGAGGAACCCUAGUGAUAAGGAAUCAGCGCUGCUCCUGCAUCAGCACCAGCCAAGGCACACUCCACUACAAAUCCCUCAAAGACCUCAAGCAGUUUGCCCCAAGCCCUAACUGCAACAAAACUGAAAUCAUUGCUACACUGAAGAACGGAGACCAAACCUGCCUAGACCCAGAUUCAGCAAGGGUGAAGAAGCUGAUGAAAGAAUGGGAGAAAAAGAUCAGCCAAAAGAAAAAGCAAAAGAGGGGGAAAAACCAUCAAAGGAACAAGAAAACCCGAAAAGCUAAAACACCCCACCGUCCGCAGUCAAAGAAGACUGCAUAAGAGACCACUUUACCAACAAGCGCUCUGCAUCUAAACGGCUUUUAGAUCAUACUGAAACGCCUUCCCUUUAACACACAACUCGUUCACUACAAAGCAUUGUGCGUGAAUUUGAAAUUAUAGCUAAAGCUAGGAAGUCAAGUGUAAAACUCAAGUAGUAAGAAUUUCUAGAGGCGAAAACUGUCUUUGUUCUACGCAGCCAACAAAAUUUCAUCGAGCCCUUGAGCACAGCCGUGAUAUCAAAUCUGGGCAAGUGUCCCACGCACAACAGAUGCCUGGCUUCCACAGCCACACAUGACAAAGCCUCUGGAGUCUUCUGAGGCUUGCAUCACCAAGUUCCAGGCUUGGUGCUGCCGUCUGGCUGCUGGUGAGCUAGACUUUCAGCAGCUGCAUUUGAGUCACCCUUGAGCCCCUGCACAAACUGUGUCUCAGAGAGGUCUGGGGGUUCCACCAGGGUUGGAGACCACCAGGGUUGGCUUCCAGAACCUUCCAUGGAGCUUUUUGAGACCAUGGAAUUUCAUCAUUAAUUCGAUCCCAUGUUCAAGGCUUAUUCCACGUUUGCCUCUUAAAUAAAACUCCCCUAGACAGUUGUGGAUGUAGCUUAGUGGCAGAACACUUGGUGUUUGCACGGACCUGACCCUUGAAAGAACAUUUCCUGGCUUCUCAAAUUCCCUUAAAUCUAUCUCGCUUGCUGCUCAGCGUUUCAUGAGUAAACACGUCACUGUUAUCUAA
Messenger RNA from Rattus rattus (black rat), 1149 nucleotides. RefSeq names its product C-X-C motif chemokine ligand 9 (gene Cxcl9). Gene Ontology annotation, cellular component: extracellular region. Gene Ontology annotation, molecular function: CXCR chemokine receptor binding; chemokine activity. Gene Ontology annotation, biological process: neutrophil chemotaxis; cellular response to lipopolysaccharide; antimicrobial humoral immune response mediated by antimicrobial peptide. Bases 43 to 420 code for a protein of 125 amino acids. The record is from RefSeq and is a predicted model, not a curated record. The transcript is spliced from 4 exons. Lineage: Eukaryota; Metazoa; Chordata; Mammalia; Rodentia; Muridae.